AUGAGCAACAACGAUCUUAAGAUUGUCUUUGGAGCCAUGUCUCUAGGCAAGCCGAACACAAUGGGACCUCGUGUUCAUGACUUGGAAGUCGCAGGCAACAUUCUCGACACAUUUCAACGGCACGGCCACAAUGAGAUUGAUACUGCUCGAAUUUACGGAGGCGGCUCGUCUGAGGAGAUGCUAGCCUCACUAUCAUGGAAAGAGCGAGGCCUCCUAAUGGACACAAAGCUCUACCCAAACGCGGCAUCCGCAGCCUUAGGAGAAGGCUACACACACUCCCCCGAAGAUGUGCGGCGCGGAUUGACCAACAGCCUGCAGGCUCUCAAGACCGAAAAGGUCGAUAUCUUCUACCUUCAUGCCCCAGACCGCAAUAGUCCCUUCGAAGCCACUUUGCGAGAAGUCAAUAAGCUCCACCAGGAAGGCCACUUCACUCGUUUCGGUCUUAGCAAUUACAUGUCCUGGGAAGUCGCCCAGAUCUGCGAAAUCUGCAAAAUCAACAACUGGAUUGUACCAACGGUCUACCAGGGAGUGUACCAUGUACUCCAGCGCAGUAUCGAGGGCGAAUUAUUCCCCUGUCUGCGCAAAUACGGCAUCUCUCUCUACGCAUUCCAACCACUGGCCGGUGGUCUUCUCACUGGGCGUUAUACAAGGGACCAGACACAGUUUGAGCAAGGAUCGAGGUUCGAUCCUAAGAUUCUUCAGGGUACUGUUCAUCGAAACCGUUACUGGAACGAUGCUUACUUUGAUGCUAUUGGGUCUGUUCACUCUGUGGCUGUGAAGUAUGAGCUUACGGAUGCUGAGGUGGCGUUGAGAUGGUUGAAGCAUCACUCUCGACUGCAAAAGAAUUUGGAUGAUGCUAUUAUUGUGGGGGCGAGUAGUAUUAAGCAUCUUGAGGGGAAUCUUAUGGAUUUAGAGAAAGGACCUUUGCCUGAUGAAGUUGUCGAGGUCGUUGAGAAUGCGUGGGCUUUGGUCAAAAGCGUUGCACCGAAUUACUGGCAUUAA
Messenger RNA from Penicillium atrosanguineum, 1002 nucleotides. Its product is annotated as aldo/keto reductase family protein. The record is from RefSeq and is a predicted model, not a curated record. NCBI's taxonomy places the organism in Eukaryota, Fungi, Ascomycota, Eurotiomycetes, Eurotiales, Aspergillaceae. Gene Ontology annotation, molecular function: oxidoreductase activity. The coding region runs from base 1 to 1002 and encodes 333 amino acids. The transcript is spliced from 2 exons.